Zingiber officinale is the source of this 2025-nucleotide messenger RNA. RefSeq names its product putative pentatricopeptide repeat-containing protein At1g09680. NCBI's taxonomy places the organism in Eukaryota, Viridiplantae, Streptophyta, Magnoliopsida, Zingiberales, Zingiberaceae. The record is from RefSeq and is a predicted model, not a curated record. Gene Ontology annotation, molecular function: protein binding. The coding region runs from base 48 to 1835 and encodes 595 amino acids. The transcript has a single exon.
UCAUCUAUCGCGCAUUCCUCAAGGCACCACAGCACGCAGCCGCCACGAUGCGAGCUCUCAUAAGAAAGCUUCCCUCUCCCCUUCAGCGACUGUUGCAUCUCAAUUACUCUUCCUCGUCGCCUCCAUGGUUCGCUCCGCCGCCACGAUCCCCGACAGCGGACCCUUUCCUCCUCGCCGUCUCCCACGCCAUCGCCGAUUCCGCCUCCACUUCUCUCGACGCCUCCCUCAAGACCCUCCUCCCCUCCCUCACCCCUUCCCUCUUUGCUUCCCUCCUGGCCCUCAACCCGCUCUCCCUCCCCCCUUCCUCCCUUCUUUCCUUCUUCCACUGGCUCUCCUCCCAUCCGCCCUUCCGACACACCCCCGUCUCCUACCUCGCCAUGACCGCCUUUCUUCUCCGCUCUCGUGUCCCUUCCGACGCCGCCCCUCUCCUACGCCUCCUUGUCGAUCGACGCGGCCGCCACUCUGCCCCCGCACUCUUCUCAGCGGCCCUCUCAGUCGCCGCCCCUGCCCUUCCCUCCCCCGCCCUCAUCGGCGCUCUCGCCCUCGAGUACGCCCGCGCCGGACACGUGUCCGAUGCCAUCCAGUGCAUCCGCCUCGCAAUCAAGCACGGUCUUCCCCUGCCACUCGAUUCCUGCUCCUGCCUCCUCGACCACCUCCUCAAGUCUUACUCCCCCGCUUUCGCCUGGGAUUUUUUCUCCGAGAUCCUCGCUGCCGGAUUUCCUCCCAAGGUGACGGCUUUCAACGUUCUGAUGAACUCCUUCUGCAAGGCAGGCAAGAUAACUGAGGCAAAAUCCAUUUUUGAUGAGAUCUCCAGGCACGGCUCUCGUCCGACCGUUGUGAGCUUCAACACUCUUAUCAAUGGUCACUCUAUAGCCGGGAACUUGGAAACUGGAUUCGAGUUGAAAGAUCAAAUGGUGAAUGCUGGCCUCGCUCCUGACAUUUUCACUUACUGCGCUUUGAUUAAAGGACUAUGCAAAGCGGGACGACUGGACGAUGCCGUCAAAUUGUUCGACGAAAUGUGUUCGAAAGGAUUGGAGCCAAAUGCUGUAACUUUUACCACAUUAAUUCAUGGGCAUUGCAAGGAGGGAAAGAUCAGCGACGCCGUGAAUCUUUACCAAGCGAUGUUGAAAAGAGGUGUUAGACCCGAUUUAAUCACUUUGAAUGCCGUCGUGAACGUGCUUUGCAAGUCCGGAGACCUGAAGGAGGCAAGCAGAGUCGUGGAGAAGAUGAGGGAAAGCGGCUUGCAGCCUGAUAAAGUGACUUACACUACUCUAAUUGAUGGCUGUUGCAAGGAGGGCAAUCUCAAUAUGGCGAUGCAGAUCAAGAAGAAAAUGGUAGCCGAACGGAUUGAAAUGGAUGAAGUGACAUACACGGCGCUUAUCUCCGGAUUCAGCAGAGAAGGCCUGGCGAUGGAUGCAGAGAGAACUCUGCAUGAGAUGGUAGGAGCUGGCAUGACACCUGAUGUGGCAACCUACACCAUGGUGAUCGAUGCGUUCUGUAAGCAAGGAGACGUAAAGAUGGGUUUCAAGUUGUUGAAGGAGAUGCAAAGCAAAGGCCAUAAGCCUGGCAUUAUCACAUACAAUGUGAUCAUGAACGGGCUCUGCAAGCUCGGACAAAUGGAGAAUGCAAAGAUGCUGCUAAAUGCCAUGAUUAAUGUAGGAGUUGCUCCUGAUGACAUUACCUACAACAUUUUGCUGGACGGGCAUAGCAAACAUGGAAGGACUAAAGAUCAUGAAGAGCUGAAGGGGGAAAAGGGAAUGGUCCUGGAUUUGCCGUCAUACACUUCGCUGAUCAAUGAGUUAGAGAAAAGGCCAAGGAACCACCAUAAUACGUGAAGGUCACUGUUUUCUUUUGGUGCCUUUCAGUGUUAGCAAAAUGGAGUUUGCUUGUUGGUUUGUGUUCUUCCUGUGUGAAUCAGCCAAUUCGAAGAUUCAUGCUUCGAUCUCGUGGCAUUUUUUUCGGCUUUUUUACUUAACUAUAUAGUUCGAAAUUAUCAAAUUAUAUAGUAUAAUUUUAAAAUUAUCA